Schizophyllum commune H4-8 is the source of this 159-nucleotide messenger RNA. RefSeq lists its product as uncharacterized. Bases 1 to 159 code for a protein of 52 amino acids. The record is from RefSeq and is a predicted model, not a curated record. Lineage: Eukaryota; Fungi; Basidiomycota; Agaricomycetes; Agaricales; Schizophyllaceae. The transcript has a single exon.
AUGCCCUCAACACCGCGCACUUCGACGCUGGCGCAUCUGGCCGUCCUGCCCCUCGCAUGCCGCUCGCCAGAAAGGCAGCGACGAUUCUCGACUGCCUCGCCGUUCCUCAACCGCCUCGCCGCCGCCGUCGUCCGGAUUAGCGGUCCGACCGAGGCAUAG